AUGCUCGAGAUGCUCUCUGGCAACGUGCCCUUCGACGACAAAGCGGCUGAGAACGACGAGAAGGUCGUGUUCGCUGCGCUCGUGAACGGGAAUCCCUGGAGCAUCGGCGGGAAGUACAGGAGAUCUGCGACACCAACACUGCGACCGCCGCUGGCGCCUGCUGCGCGCUGCAGAGACGUCGCGGUGACCAGCUUGAGCGAUGGGGUAGGGCUCGGACUCGCCUGGGCAGGCGAAACGGCCCGCUUUGGCCGUGCGUCUUCUCCUCGUUGCCGACUCCUGUGUCCAGGCGGUUUUAGUGCGCAUGCACAUCGUUGCCCUUGCGAAUUCAAUUGA
Messenger RNA from Prorocentrum cordatum, 333 nucleotides. The record is from the annotation of a GenBank genome assembly. NCBI's taxonomy places the organism in Eukaryota, Dinophyceae, Prorocentrales, Prorocentraceae.